This is a messenger RNA of Magnusiomyces paraingens, 1611 nucleotides long. RefSeq lists its product as uncharacterized. Gene Ontology annotation, biological process: N-glycan processing. The record is from RefSeq and is a predicted model, not a curated record. Gene Ontology annotation, cellular component: glucosidase II complex. The coding region runs from base 1 to 1611 and encodes 536 amino acids. Lineage: Eukaryota; Fungi; Ascomycota; Dipodascomycetes; Dipodascales; Dipodascaceae. The transcript is spliced from 2 exons.
AUGAAAGAUAUUGGAUUGUCGGUAAUUCUGUUAUUGGCAAGCUCGGUUGCAGCUUUAAAGCCUUCAAUUGAAGUUAGAGGUGUUUCAAUAGAAGAUCUCCAAAAGUACCAGCCUGAUGAAAAUGGGAAAUGGGCGUGCUUAGGCAAUCCAGAAGUUGUUCUUUCAUUUUCUCAGAUUAAUGACGACAUUUGUGAUUGUCCUGAUGGUUCGGAUGAGCCUGGUACUGCAGCUUGUCCAGGUACCUUUUUCUACUGCAGAAAUGAAGGGCACAUUCCUGGGAAACUUCCUUCAUCUCGUGUCAAUGAUGGAAUUUGUGACUACGACAUCUGCUGUGAUGGCUCUGACGAGGCCGGAUUGUCAGACUCAGGCUUGACUCCUAAGUGUGAAAACAGAUGUGCCAAAAUGCAUAAGGAAUACAUUGCAAAGAAGGAAGCAAAACAAGCUCUUCUUAAAGCCGCUUCAGAAAACAGGCAAAAGCUGAUAAAAAAGGCUCAAGUUCUUCGUGAAAAUUUGAAAAAGGAAAUUGCUACAAAGGAAAAGAAAGUCGAAGAUCUUAAACUUCAGCUUUCACAGAAAGAGGCAGAGCUUGAGAUUGUGGAGGCCCAAGAAGCAGAACGCAUUGCUGCAAAUACCGUUCCUAAACCUAAAGUGAUUGAUGAUGCUCAAGAAUCCCUGGAGUUUUUGUUAGAUGAAUACAAAAAGUUUGAAGCUGAAAUUGCUUCUCUUUCUGGGCAACUCUCUCAACUUUCUUCGGUCUUAGAGCAAAUGAAGGGUGAUUAUAACCCUAAUUUUAACGACCCUGCUGUUAAACAUGCAAUUCGGUCGUUUGAAGAGUUUAAGGGUAAUAACCCUGAAACUUCUCAAGCCCACAUUGUCAAUGCGGAAAAACUGGGUGCCGUUUCAAAUAUCAUUGAGUCUUUAAAAUCAUACACUCCCCCUGCUCCUCAGCAAUCAAACCAGCACUCUUUUAAACCAAGUUUUGAUUUACCGCUUUUCCGAUUUUCUGAUUUAGUUAAGAAGGUUCGAAAUUUGCUUGUGGAAUUCAGUAUAAUCCCUGAUAAUGGUGAAUCUUCUUCUAUGGUUCAGCCCGAGAGCGUCCCUACUGAUACGAAUGUCAGCACUGAGCUCACAAAACAACGUAAUAUAGUUUCUAACACCAAGACAUCUUUAUCUGAGACGGAAAGACAAUUGCAAGAGGCACGCAAAAGCUUAGAGACUGAACAUGGUCCAGAUGAUAUCCUGCGUGCUCUUAAAGACACGUGUGUUUCUUCCAAUCUUGGGGAGUACAUUUACGAGAUUUGCUUCUACGGGAAAGCCUCCCAAAAGUCUACUAAGGACAAUUCAAGUGUCAAUCUUGGAAACUUUGAAAAUGUUUCUAUCGAUGAUAAAUCUGAAGAUGGAGCACUGAUUCUCUACUUUGAGAAAGGUGCCAAAUGCUGGAGUGGUCCUAUUCGCAGGGCUACUGUCUCACUGACUUGCGGUAAAGAAACUGCUCUUCUCCAAGUCACAGAGCCCGAACGUUGCGAGUACUUCAUCUUUGGUACUUCGCCAGCCGCUUGUGCUCAGUAUAACCCACAAGCUGUUGACUCUGCAUCAAAAGACGAGUUGUAA